This is a messenger RNA of Pistacia vera, 1782 nucleotides long. Its product is annotated as early nodulin-like protein 1. The transcript has 3 exons. The record is from RefSeq and is a predicted model, not a curated record. The coding region runs from base 1095 to 1664 and encodes 189 amino acids. Gene Ontology annotation, molecular function: electron transfer activity. Gene Ontology annotation, cellular component: plasma membrane. NCBI's taxonomy places the organism in Eukaryota, Viridiplantae, Streptophyta, Magnoliopsida, Sapindales, Anacardiaceae.
UAAUGUAGAAACGUGAGGUUUCCAACGAGAUUUUCAAUUCCUCGGUUAUUACCCUACCUCCCUUGAGUUUAAGAAAACCCUGAAAAGCCUCACAGGGAUUAGAAAUUAUAUAUUUCCUCCCCUAGUUAGUUAAAGUUUGACCGUUAAAUUUCAUGGUCAAGGGUAGGUAAGUGAUAAUUUUUUUUUUCAAAUCUGAGGAGAAGUUAAUGAUUGAUGGUUUUUCAUACUUCAGGGGUCUUGUUUAAUUAAUUUCCUAAACUUUGAGGGUCGUAAGUGGAAUUACCCUUAUCAUAUGAGAUAGACUGAAAAUAUUACAUUUACUCAGUUUCUUUUUCGGUUUUUACUACCCUUUCUUGCAUCUGCAUGAACUAGAAUUCUUUACUUGAACUGUUUUUACAAUUUUCAAUCCAAUUUAGAGGUGUUAAAAGUGACUAUCAACUCAAAUAACUCGACGUCACUGAAAUAAAAAAUGAAUAACUCACAAUCUAAGUCGAAAUUUUUUUCCCCCUUUUGCGUUUUCACAAAGCUGCAAUUUCCCCUUUUGAUUUUUUGCAGUCAAAACCCUAACAUGGAGAUUAAAAUAUUUUAAUAAUCUUUACUAGGGUUUACGUUUGGAGAGUUAUAUAUAAGAUCUUUUUCUCAUAUAACAUCAAUUCGUGGGCGAUAAGAUCUUUCGAUAUCAAAGAGCACGCCAAUUUUAUCUUUGAAUCAUUGGAAGGGGAGGAACGUGAUUGCUGGGAAGUGUUUAUAAGGUUUUAUAUCUUUACCGAAUCUUGUGGAUUAUUAAUAUAUAGUACUCAUGGAUAAUAUCUUUUCUUUUCCCGGGUUUUGUUGUUCAAUUGCACCCUUUUGUUGCCAAAUUGUUUGAUUUCUUAAAUUUGGAAUUGUUUUGAUUAUGUAAUGUAACUGUUACAUAACACAGGCUCUUUAUAAUGGUUUUAUUAACGAGCUUUUCUCCUUUGACAUAUCAAAGUUUCGAAAUGUCUUUGCUAUAAACUAGCUUUCUACCUUUAAGGGUUACAACAGAAAAGCAUAACUGUGCAUGGCUAAAUUGAAAGCAAAUAUUGCUUAGUAAUUGACUUGGACAUCAUCUAAUGCAUUUUUCUUUGGUUUCGGUGAUGGUGGGAAUGAAGACAGUGAGGCCUUCUGUAAUGGGAAAGAAGAUCACAGUCCUAAUACUAUGGAUUAUUGCUCAAUAUAUAACAGAUGUUGUCGGACAAACAACUCAUUACCUCCCAUGGUCUCUGGAAACCAACUUUCUUGAAUGGGACAAGAACAACACUAUAUACGUUAAUGACAGAAUAGUGUUUAAUUACGAGCCGAGCUAUACCCUUACAGAGGUGAAUUUCCGUGGAUACAUAAAUUGCAAUACUACAAACCCAAUUAGCAAUUAUGAGGAUGGUCUAACCCAGAUGGAGAUGACUCAAACUGGUACACGAUACUUCAUCAGCAGUGCAACUGGGAGCUGCGAUUUCAAGCACUUCUUCGUUGUGAAAUCUCGCGAUUUGCUCACGACUAGUCUUGUAGCUCAUACGACUUUACAAGUUCCUCCUGCUCCAGCUCCGGCUUCAGUACCUUAUAUGAAUUCUGGUGGUGGUGGUGAUGGCAUGGCAAUUAUCAAUAUUGUUUGGAUUAUUAUUGGUGGCUUAAUGUUAGCACAUUGAAAUGAGGUAGAUUUGUUUUUGCGGCUUUAUUUAUUUUUGUAUUAAAAUUGUUUUAAAGAUUGGUUUAGGGUUUUGGAUGUAAACGCUUGAAUAGAUGAUUAAAAUGUGAAUUUUAAUU